CAGGUGUUUGUUUGUUGCCUAGCAAAGAGUGUAAUGUGUACACGCAAUGUGUAUGUACAUAUCGCUCGCAUUCCAGCGAUUUUCUCAAAAUUUUGGUCUAUCUCACCAAUUCAUAAGUGAAAAUAAAGUUAUAUGUACCACAGAAUAAAUCUUGGAAAUGGCAUAUUAUAAUAGAGAUCGUUUCGAGGAUGGUCUCCCAAGAUUAUCCGGAGGAGGAGGAGGAAGAGCAGCGGAUUUGCGACUUUUAGACGAUGAAAUUCAACGACUUGUCCACAAUCGCUCUGCUCCCCCAUCUGGGUCGCCUAACGCUUCGGCGUAUGCAAGCCCGAUGCAGUCGAGAAAACUGGUGCAAGAUCUACAUGAACAAGUCAAAUUGUACAAAACAGAAGCAGAAAAGAAAGAUAAACUCAUACAAGAAUUAUCCAGAGGGGAUAUCUUGGCACACAGGAAACAUGUUGCAUUUGAAGACAAGUCCAGCCGUAUGUACUCUGAUGCGGUACUGUCUUCUAAACUCUCACAACUCAAGAUGCAAGCGGAAUCGGCACCCAAGAGAGAUCUGGCUCUCCUGCAUCUCAAAAAUGAACAACUCGAAACUGAGCUUGCCGAAGCCCAGGCCAAAGUUGCUGCUCGUGAGCUCCAGCUGAAAGAAGUCAACUCCCAGCUAGAGCACCAGCAAUCCGAUGCGGCCCAGCACCUCUCCAUCAUCCAGUCCCUGCGAGAUCGCAUCGGGGAGCUCAACAACCAGAGCGGGGUACUAGAGGGCGCGCACGCCAGGGGCGAGUACACCAUCGAGGCGCUCCAGAAGGAGUCCGGUGUCCAGGCGGAGCGGAUCCUGGAACUGGAGUCCAGGAUCAGAGACCUGACCACAGAGAGGGAGGACUCGGAACAGAAGGCCCAGACGUUGCAGAGGAAGUUUGAUGAGGUGUUCCUGCAGCUUCGAGGAGCCAUGAAGCUGGAGAGUUCCUCUCCUGAGAAGAUGCUAGAUAAGGUGAAUGACCUGGCCCAGGAGAACAUCAUGCUCCGAGGGAGGUUGUCCUCUCUCACUGAAGCCCUCAACAGCAGCGAGCUGGAGUCCAAGGCAAGUCGAGAAACCAUCCAAAGACUGGUUGGAGAGAUUGAAAGAGAACAGAAGACCUACGUCGAGAAGGCUACCUCAGUGGAGAAACUGAAAAUGGAACGUGACAUUGCUUUCCGAGAUCGCAGCCACCUCGAGGCGGAGAACCGUUCUCUCCGGGAGCGCCUCGACGCCAGCCAGGGCAUGUGGGCCAAUCGGCAGAAGGAGCUGGAAGAGAGGGAGGUGAGGGUGGCCAACCUCAGCAAGGAGUUCAAGACCAUCGAGUUUGAUUCUCAGGUGGCUAAGACGGAGCUGAAGUCUUUCAAGGAGUCCCUAGCUCUUCUGCUUUCCGAAGGUACCUCCAACUGCCAGCCACAUGAUGACGUCAUCAAGGAGAGAAUCAAAGCUCUUCAGGUUGCUUCCAGGGAGAACAACGUGCAUGUUGAUGCAAUGGAAAGCAAGGUGAAACAGCUCUCCGAUCAGCUUGAAAGUCAAGCCAACCUUCACCAGGCGGCCAUCCGACGCGCCAGGGAGGCGGAGGGCUACUAUGAGGACUACAAGGAAAGGAUCCGGACUCUGGAAGGCGGUCUGGCCUCGAGUGAUGCUCUGAGAGACAGCCUCAGAGGAGAGAGGCAGAAAUACAUGGCAUUCCUGGAGAAGCUCGCCAAUGUCAUGAACAUGGAUAGUGUCUGUAAGGACGUAGGCUUCGACAUGAAUGGCGAGGCUCUCCUCGCUCGAGCUGAGCAACUGGCAACUAGAGAGGGCGGUGUCCUUGCGGACAAGAAUACGCACGUGUAUGCACUCCAACGAAAGGUCAAGACCUUGAAGCAGCAGCUGGAGAGCAAAGACCUCCACCUGGAUCUGAUGAGGAAGAAGGUAGCCAACCUGGAGGAAGGGGUGAUGGGACGAUCCAAUCUCCAGAAGGACAAGGACGAGAUGGAAUGGAGCUAUAAGAAGCUCGGCAAGGAGAACGACAGGCUCCGCGCCGAGCUCGCUCGGGCCAAGAAGAUCGUGGUGGAACUCAAGGCAGAGAUGAUGGAUGUCAGCAACAUUAAGCUCUCUUCAAUGCACCAGAAUGCCACCAUAGAAGAACUGCAGAAGGUUGUAGAGAAGCUGGAGAAGAUCAAGGAGAAACAGGCCCGCAAGCUGGCCGGGAUGAAGCAGGAACUGGACUUCACGGAGCACGAGGCCAACGAGACCAAAGCCCGCUCCGAGCAAUCAAUGGGUUCUAUGUCGGAGGAGCUCCACACCACCAAGAUACUGCUGGCAGAUCUCCAACGGCGAGAGCAGCAGCUGACCGACUUCCGACAGGUCAUCGGCAGGAUGCUGGGCAUGGACGUGGGUGUCCUGGCCGUACCGGACUACGAGAUCAUCGCCAGGCUGGAGAAGGUUAUCCAGGCUCACCAUUCGCACGCCAUCACUAGCCUCGGGGUGGAGAAUACCCUGACAGAGAUGGAGAGGGGGUUCAAACAGGGCUACCAAGAAGCAUCAGCCCUCCUUGGAAACACCAGGAUGAACAGGUCAGGAACGCGGUCUCUGUCACCAACCAGAAAGAAGGUUGUCCGUACAGAAGUCUACUAAAAUUUCAAUUACCUCAUUAGUAAAAAAAAAACCUUGAUUGUAAAAUGUAUUUAUGCUCCUGGACAUUGAGAAAAUAUUUGAUAUUUUUCUUCCUUUUCUGGGAAAUAAAAAUGAAUCAUCAAUGGGUUCUCCUUUGUUGUGAACAAAAAAAAAUGAGGUGCCCAAACUUGAACAAAUCUAUCUUUGAUUGAGAAUAUAUAUGUUUUCAUAAGUUAUGCUUUGUGUCACAACCCAAAUGCAAGAAUAACUUUAUCAAUGUACUGUUCUUAUAACAGUAAAUAUUAUUCAGGGGAUUAAGGAUGGGAUAUGGGGUGGGGGCUGGACUGGGACUCUAAAAAUGAAAUUACUUUUGAGAUGUUUUAGGUCGUUUAUCUAAAAGGAAGAUUGUUUAUGGCUGAAUGUUAGUUGUUUGUACACAGUGAACUUUGUAGAUAUAUUGUACAAAAUGUACAGAUUGUACAUGUUGUGUUCAAUUUAAUUCAGUAUAACAUCAUGCAAGAGUUGAAUGAAAUGAUUGUGAAAACAUUUUCUUUGUACAAAGCUUCAGAGAGGGGAAUAAUGAUGAACCAGAAAACCGUUCAUAUUGUAUCAUGUAUUGUUUUGUACCAUCUGAUCAUUGAUUUGUACUCAUAAUAUGUCGGGUUUUUGAAUAAAUUGAACUUGAACUAGGGUACGUAUUUAUACUGAAAUGCCUAUUUAUGAUCGAGAAUUACACCUGUACCGGUUUAUAUUUUCUUUAGUAUGGUUAGGACAUUUAACUUUUUAUUGCAUGACAAUCAUGUUCAAAUUUCAUAUGUAAUUCUUUUUCUUGAGAGUUAGCAAAGUACAAAGUAUAGCUAUUACAGAAGGUAUGAGGGAAGAAAUGUUUCUUCAUUGUCUUCACUCUCGUACCUUGAGAGGGGUGGGGAAGGGGAUUCCAUCCAUAUAAAAUUAUGUUUUGUCAAAUUGGGAUACCUUUAAUUUUUUUGUAUAUGGGUAUUGCUUUGAAAUACAUAUUUGAUUUGUGCCAAAUAUUUUAUAUUAUUUUUUUUUAAUGCUAAUUUUUGUAAGAAAUUUCCAUUAUUUUGACUGGCAGUCAGAUAUGUCUUUCUCUCUUAAUUACAUUAAAAAUCUAUUGUUUUUUUUUAACCUGGUUGUUAGGUUGUGAAAACAUCUGAUUCAAGGAAAGGAUAAUGAGCAUUUAAUGUAGAUUUAAAAAGCACUUUGACAUAGGUACUGAUUGGUAAUGCGUCAAAAGGGGAAGGAAUUCGAAAAAUGAUCAUAUUUAUAAGGGUUGGGAUGGGUUAUAUUGUGUACAAUAUACAUGUGUACUGUAUGUGAAGGAUAAAUGUUAUUUUCAGUUUCAAUUUUAUGCUUGUUUCUUUUCAAUUGUGAUAUGUUUGUGUUAUUACCAAAGAAUCAUGAUGCGCGCAUGUUCCUUGUUUGUAAAACAGACUAGGAUUUGUGCAGUAGCAUGAUGACUAUAGUCCUAUGAUAACAGUACUUUGUGAAGUAGUUGUUUCAUAAUACCCCCCCCCCCCCAUUUUGGCUUUCCAUACACUGAUCAUCAUGUAGUAACUACCAGUACAUUAUUUCAUAUGCUACAGUCAUGCGAACGAACUGACUUCAAACCAACUGUUGAUAUACUUUAAAUAGUGUAACAGAGGCACGGUUUGAUAAGUCCCAGUGAUCAUGAAUCUUGUCAUUUGACAAGAUGUGGCUCUACUUUUGCCACUCUCCACCCAGGUGUAGAUGGGGUUCCAUGAAAUGCUGUUAGUUCCAUAUUUUAGAGCCAUGCUAAGUAGGGGAUAUUAAUAGAUCACCUUGAGCAAUUUGUCCAGUGGAUGAAUGCACAAUAUGAAUCAUCAUCAUCAUAUCACUUACUGUAUAUUAGACGGGUCAAUAGACCAGUUUGUAGUUACUUCAUGGACAAUUUUGGUCAAAUGACCUUUCAUUUCUUUCAUUAUGAUAGGCAGAUUUCAAAGCAAGAUAUUAUGUAAGCAUGCCUUACAUAGCAGGAUGAAGAAAUUAAAUGGCUGUGUAUCCAUAACCACUUACAACAAAAUUUCUGCAUAAAAUACCCUUAGGUCAGCCUUGGGUGCAAAAGAAGUGAAUUACCAUCAUAGUGGCAUGUAUCAAUCAACAUCUUCAUCUUAUUUUUUCAACUUUCCUUUUCUGUACCACCUUGCAACUACAUAUACCAUGUGAGCCGCCUUGCUACUUCCUGUGUUUUCCUAGAUGUACAUUACAUUCUUUGACCUGAGAUCGUCAUAGCGAUCAUACCAUAUUUCAGGAAGUUUACUACUUCCGUCAUUUUCUUUAACUAUAGUAUUGAGCCAGUAUCAUCAUACCAUAUUUCAGGAAGUGUAGUACUUCUGUCUUUUCCUCUUAAUAUUUACCGAAAUUCAUUAUACCAUAUUUUAGGGAGAGUACUUUUUUCUAAAUAUGUUUUUCAGACACCUUGAGAUAAUGUUACUUAUUGUAAAAACAUUUUUUAUUGCUUGUAUUUGCUGAUUACCUGUGGAUUGAAUUAACAUGGACCUGUUUCACAGAACUUGAUGUCAAUGGCACAGUACAGGUUAAGUACAGUGUCAUUUGAUUGGUGAAAACGUUUAGUGAACCUGGGUCCAGAUAUAUUUACCACAGUGAUAAUGAUUGAGUAUUUAAGGAUUCUCAGGGAAAAUGCUGCUGUAAUCGAUUCAGACUAAUGAUUUUUUUUCAUUUUUCCUCCUGGUUUGUGUCUUUUCUUAUCUUUAAUAUUUCACUUUGUAAUCCUCUGUAAGUUGAUACCACACUGACAAGAUAGCACCCCAAUAAGAAGUUAAUAAAAAAACUUUAUUGAAAUUAUUCAGAUUUUGUACAGACAUUGCAUAUAUAUCCUUAAAAUUAUGUACAAAAAUAUUUUGUUCUCUUAUGAAAUAAUAUUUGUUAUAAUGUGCAUUUAAAAAAUGUUUUCAUUGGUUUUCGGCUACUGUAUAAGUAAGUGAAUAUGUUUGAUUUGUGUUUCUUCUUUUCAGUCAAAAAGCAUGUAAAUUAAUUCGAGUUGAAACCCCACUCCUAUGCUAUUCCUAUUGAUCCAAAUUAUUUGUAUUAGUAUGUGCAUGCAUAUUUGACCCAUUGUGCUGUUCAUAUCCUUUGUACAUUUGUAAGUAGAGAAAUGCAUUUUUGAAAUGAUUUUAAUGUAUUUAAGAUAUACACUAACAUUCGUGCAAUGAAAUAUUCCUGAAUUCAUUCAUGUUUAUAUCUGUGUAUUCAUGUAGGACAUAGUGAUGUACGCGUACAUGUAUGCAAAUUUGUAUAGUGCUCUAUGCAUAGAUUAAAGAGAAAUAUAACAAAGAA
This is a messenger RNA of Lytechinus variegatus (green sea urchin), 5953 nucleotides long. It is a transcript of the gene ccdc170, whose product is annotated as coiled-coil domain-containing protein 170-like. Bases 158 to 2635 code for a protein of 825 amino acids. The transcript has 11 exons. NCBI's taxonomy places the organism in Eukaryota, Metazoa, Echinodermata, Echinoidea, Temnopleuroida, Toxopneustidae. The record is from RefSeq and is a predicted model, not a curated record.